Messenger RNA from Manihot esculenta (cassava), 1661 nucleotides. Its product is annotated as probable lactoylglutathione lyase, chloroplastic. Gene Ontology annotation, molecular function: lactoylglutathione lyase activity; metal ion binding. Gene Ontology annotation, cellular component: cytoplasm. The transcript has 9 exons. Lineage: Eukaryota; Viridiplantae; Streptophyta; Magnoliopsida; Malpighiales; Euphorbiaceae. The record is from RefSeq and is a predicted model, not a curated record. Bases 179 to 1261 code for a protein of 360 amino acids.
UCAGCUCGGUCGCUCGCUUCACUCCACAGCUAAGCACAAACAAAUUUUGGAAAAAAAAAGGCUUUAUUCUAAUUCCAAUAUUCUCCUUUCAUUUCUCACCAAAAUUUUAUGAAAGCCAAUCCCUAUCCCUCUCUAUCUGUGAAAAUCUCUGCAAAGUAGGGAGAGAUUUUGGCCUUUAAUGGUGAGGAUAAUCCCUAUGGCUUCCUCAAUUCGACCUUCUCUCUCCUCUUUCAGGCUCUGUAAUUCCACUUCUCGUUCUUCUCUUUACGUUUCUUCAGUCACUUCUUCUCGCAGAUUCGCUUCUCUCGGUAGUGCCGCUCCACAAUCACAGUUCUUUGGCUUGAAAGCUUCUAAACCUUGGCGAGGAGAGAGUAACAACCUUGUGGUGGCCGCUGCCGGAAACAUGGCACAAGGAAGCACAAUUGCCUCCCAAGAAAAUUCUCUAGAGUGGGUAAAAAAGGAUAAGAGAAGAAUGCUACAUGUUGUUUAUCGUGUUGGGGAUUUGGACAGGACUAUCAAAUUCUACACAGAGUGUCUAGGAAUGAAGCUGCUGCGGAAACGUGACAUACCAGAGGAGAGAUAUACAAAUGCCUUUCUUGGAUAUGGACCAGAAGAUUCUCACUUUGUCAUAGAACUCACUUACAAUUAUGGAGUUGACAAAUAUGACAUUGGAACUGGAUUUGGACAUUUUGGAAUAGCGGUUGAUGAUGUUGCAAAGACUGUGGAGCUCAUAAAGGCUAAGGGUGGCAAAGUAACUAGAGAACCUGGUCCUGUUAAAGGUGGCAGUACAGUUAUUGCUUUUAUUGAAGAUCCUGAUGGUUAUAAGUUUGAACUUUUGGAAAGAGGUCCUACACCUGAGCCCCUUUGUCAGGUUAUGCUUCGUGUUGGAGAUCUUGAUCGUUCUAUAAAUUUUUAUGAGAAGGCUUUUGGCAUGGAGCUUCUUCGCAAACGGGAUAAUCCAGAGUACAAGUAUACUAUAGCAAUGAUGGGUUAUGGUCCUGAAGAUAAAAAUGUUGUGCUGGAGUUGACAUACAACUUUGGGGUCACUGAAUAUGACAAAGGAAAUGCAUAUGCUCAGAUUGCAAUAGGCACAGAUGAUGUCUAUAAAACUGCAGAAGCAAUCAAACUGUUUGGUGGGAAGAUUACCCGGGAACCUGGACCAUUACCUGGCAUCAACACCAAGAUAACUGCAUGCUUGGAUCCUGAUGGUUGGAAGACGGUUUUUGUAGACAAUAUUGAUUUUCUCAAGGAACUGGAGUGAGUUUUUAGUGGAGCAGCACCUAGAGCAGCACCCAAACCUGGAAUUAAAAAAUCUCGGGCCCAAAUGAUUGUCAAAAUUGGUUAACCUGUGAGAUAACGAUCAAAAUCCCGUUUUGUAGAUAAAAAUAUAGCCUCGUUCACAGUGACCGUAGCAAUAAAAAUCUACCCGGGAGCUUUGCAGCCGUGAAGGAUAUUGGAGAUCAUACUAGUAUCUGUUAAAUCAUCUUCCCCUAUUUCUUUGGUUAGAAAAUUAUUCUUGCAAAAAAACUCAUGCCUGAGCAGCUUAUAAAUGGCGCCAAAAAAUGUCUUGUAAAAAGUUUAGUUCGUUCUUUCAAAAGAAGUAUUCAGAUGUUUGGUCGCAAAGAAAUGCAUUGGAUAGAUGUGAUUGUUCAUUCUCCUUA